GCGGCGGGUUGGUCCGUUCCCCCCGUUGGCUCCGCCCCUGGCCCCCCCUCGGUGUAGUGGCCGUUGCCGGUGGCCGGCGGCGCAGAGCGGAGCGGAGCCCGCUCGGGACGCGCCCCCGCGGCGGCGGCGGCUCUGACGGGGGCGGCCGGUGCUACCAUAGCGGCGGCCCCAUGUUUUCCCCUAGCCAGGAGGAGCUGUGCGCGCUGAACAAGGAGCCCGUCAAGUACGGGGAGCUGGUGGUGCUGGGAUAUAAUGGAUCCCUCCCUAAUGGAGACAGGGGGCGCAGGAAAAGCAGAUUUGCCCUUUGUAAGCGAUCGAAGGCAAGUGGGGUUAAACCCAGCACUGUUCAUGUCAUCUCUACUCCUCAAGCAUCAAAGGUAUGUGACCCUGGGCAAAUCCUGGUUUUGGAUCAUCCUGUGUGGACAACAGCUCAGGCAAUCAGCUCAAAAGGUCACCACAGUAUCUCUUUCACCUUAUCCAGAAGCCAGACAGUUAUAGUGGAAUAUAUUCAUGACAAAGAUACAGACAUGUUUCAGGUUGGGAGGUCUACAGAAAGCCCCAUAGACUUUGUAGUAACAGAUACUAUUUCAGGAAAUCAAAAUAAUGAUGAAACCCAGAUUACCCAGAGCACCAUCUCCCGAUUUGCCUGCAGGAUUGUUUGUGACAGGAGCCCACCAUACACGGCAAGGAUCUUUGCAGCUGGCUUUGACUCAUCUAAAAAUAUAUUUCUUGGUGAAAAAGCAGCCAAGUGGAAAAACCCCGAUGGCCACAUGGAUGGAUUGACAACCAACGGGGUGCUGGUCAUGCAUCCCAAAGGAGGAUUCACGGAGGAGUCCAAGCCCGGGGUGUGGCGGGAGAUCUCCGUCUGUGGGGACGUGUACACGCUCCGGGAAACCAGGUCUGCUCAGCAGAGGGGCAAGCUGGUAGAAAACGAGACCAACAUCCUGCAGGACGGCUCCCUGAUCGACCUGUGCGGGGCCACGCUCCUGUGGAGAACGGCGGACGGACUCUUGCACACCCCGACGCAGAAACACAUCGAGGCCCUGCGGCAGGAGAUCAACGCCGCCAGGCCCCAGUGCCCCGUGGGCCUCAACACCCUGGCCUUCCCCAGCAUCAACCGCAAGGACGUGGUGGAGGAGAAGCAGCCGUGGGCCUACCUCAGCUGCGGCCACGUGCACGGCUACCACAACUGGGGCCACCGCAGCGACACGGAAGCCAACGAGCGCGAGUGCCCCAUGUGCAGAACCGUUGGCCCCUACGUGCCUCUGUGGCUGGGCUGCGAGGCCGGGUUUUACGUGGACGCCGGGCCCCCCACGCACGCUUUCACCCCCUGUGGACACGUGUGCUCCGAGAAAACCGCCAAAUACUGGUCCCAGAUCCCGCUGCCUCACGGGACUCACGCCUUCCACGCCGCCUGCCCGUUCUGCGCCACGCAGCUCUCCGGGGAGCACAACUGCGUCAAGCUCAUCUUUCAGGGCCCCAUCGACUGAGAAAUCGCUCGGCAAUGACCACAAUAAAAGUUUUCUUUGACGGUUUACUGUGAAGAUUUUUGCCACUAACUCUAGAUUUUACCUUUUUUUAUAAUGUUAUUAAUAGGGGUGGUAGGGUGGGGAUGGGGGAAACGAUGAGGGAAUGGAGGGAGCGUGGUGGAAUUGGGAUACAUUGAUACCUGGAACUUGACAGAUAUCAGUGGUGUUGCAUGCUCAAAAGCAGCAUAUUCAUGGAGUCUUCUUGGUCAAAUUGUAGUAUAUUUGUAAUUUUUUAUUAGUACCCUGGAUCAGAAAAAGGUGUCUUAAAUGAUUUUUUUAAGCUAAGAUUUUUUAAUGGAAAGGUUUUUUCUUCUAAACUUUGACAAGCCUUUAAAACCUAUUUUUCAAAUCUAGAAGGAACAUACAGAAUGUAACUGUCUUUAAUUUGCAAUAUAAUUUAACUUGAAUAGUUUCUCAAGGAGCAAAUACAGAAUGUGUGGACAACCAUAGGUGAAUGUUCACUAGAGAUAAUUGGAUACGUAAGAGAAAAAUUAGCUGCCUAAAGUGUAGAGGAUAAAAGCUAUUAAAAUAUCUAUUAUGGUAUAACACAGCUGGCCAAAAAGGCAUCAAAGAUUACUUGAAACUGAGGAAAUCCUGUUUGCAUUGAUUUCCUUUCAGUGUAAUAGAUAUCCACUGGCUAUUAAGUAUGGGAGAUGGCUGAUUUUUUUAUUUUUGUUUUAAUUUUUUUUUCCUCCAUUUAACCUGCAUCUGGUGAAACCACUUGACUCUUUUCCAUACUUAGCUCUGGGGUUUAAGCUGAUGUUCUGUCUUUGUGUAGUCUGGACUUUUUAUUUCUGCUCUGAUCGCCCUCAGUGCUCCUUACCCAGCAUCUUUGGGCGUGUGGAGGCCUCAGAUUCCCAGAAUGGUUUUGUUGGAAGGGACCUUAAAGCUCAGCAGUUCCAGCCCCCUGCCAUGCCCAGAGACACCUUCCACUACCCCAGGCUGCUCCAAGCCCCAUCCAGCCUGGCCUGGAGCUCUUCCAGGGAUCCAGGGGCAGCCACAGCUCCUCUGGGCACCCUGAUGGAGCCAGAGACGUGUCCAGGCUUUACUGCAGUGAUGAGGAGGUGGUGCCACAGCACGACACGAGGUUUAGGUACAGCUGCUACAGAACUCAUUUACAUAAACCUGAAUUCAGGAAAGCACUUAGUCUGUGUUUAAAUAUAAGCCCACGGCUGGGACUGUUUAGAUUCUCAAGAGCUUCAGUGCAUUGUGGUUAUUUGCUGUUACAUUUGAAAUAAAAGAAAAGCAAUUUAAAAUAAGUUAUUUUUUAAGCUCACUUUAAAGCAUUUUCAUGAGAAGGGAGAGCAUCAUUUCCAGUUCAGCUGAGCAUUUUUGUUCACUUUUCAACUUGCUGCCAUCUGUCACCUUUUCUUUCGCAGAUUGAGUUGUGUUUGUAUCUCUUUUUUUCCCCCAAAUGUUUGCAAAUCAAACAACAUUCAAAUGUAAUCAAAUACGUGCACCAGGGUGGUACAUCUGAAGUGGAUCACUUGAAAUUCGUGACUUUUUAAGAGAGCUGAUAAAUGUUUGCUGUGGAAAUAAUUAAAUCAGAAUUUCAUAUGAGGUGUACCCUGCCCACUGUUAGGCUCAUUUCACGUAGAGUGAUAACUCUUUGAUUUGUGGGGUAUAUUUUUUCUUUAUGCUUUCUGUACUCUUGGUAUCUGAGGUAUCAAUCUAUCCAGGUUUAAAAGAAAAAAAAAAAAAAAAAAAAGAAUUUGGGAGAAAUCUAUAACAUCUCUAGAUGAAAUUGAUCAUUCAAGCUCAGUUCUGUUUAAUCAACUAUAGCUUUUUGCUAUAUUUGUGCCCUUUGUAUAAAUAUAUAAUUUAUAUGAUUUUAAUAUAUUCUGUAUAUAUAUAUACUUGAAUUGGCCUGUUCAUAUUUUGGUUGUAAAAUUGUUUUAUAGUUAACCUUAUAAACAUUUUACAUGUCCCUUGCCAGUGGUGAUGGGAUGGACUUUGUCUGCUGCUGUUUUUAAUAUAAUUUUGCUGUAUACAUGUUCAGCAUUUUAAUAAUUUGAAAAUAGCUUUACUUUUCUUUUUAUGCUUUUGCUGUUAAAAAAAAAAUAUAUAUAUAUAACUCUGCAGCAUUUUUUUUUCUAAAAGCCCCAAACUGUACAGUUUUUUGUCCCACUCAGUGAUUGAAAACAGGAAAAACCUUAUUAACCUACAAUUAUGCUUCUUCCUAGUGCCUUUUCAAAGAGAUCCUCUUGUGAUUCCGUAUUCCAAGUCCUUUUUCCCACAAGGCAACCUUGGGGCUCAUCUCCACGGAGAGGGGGAAGAAACACCUUUGGCCUUCAGUUCUGGACACAGAGGUGCCUCUUCCUCGCUCCUAAGCCCGUGCAGGUUCCUCGGGUCCCCCAGGGCAGCGUCAUUCCUGCUUUGCAGAUACCUCAUCUGGGAGAGGCGGCCUCACUCCUCCCCUCCCUGCUGGACUCUGGAAAUCUUCACCUGCUCCCUGCAAGAGACGCUCUGGACACGCCUGUGGGAGCUGCUCCUGCCUGGAUUCAGGUCCUGGAGCUCCGUGUGCGGCAUUCCCGGCUCCGCUGGCAGCCCCCAGGCUGAGCUGGGCUGGGUCUGCACAUGGUGGUGUCUCCUCUGAGCCUCACUCACCUCCCUCCCCCAGCUGCUUUACUCCUUCCCCUGGCUGGUGCAGUUUAAUUGCUGCUUCAGGGCUUCAUAUCCCUUCCUGCUCCCUGUGGAAAGUGAAUGUACGGUGUUGGAAGAAUCCUCACUGGAAACACAGCACACCAUCAGGCUUGCUGUGUUUGGCUGUGUGAAGCAGAACACUGGAUAAUGGUUUGUAUCCAAGGGAAGUGUCUGUUUGAAACUGUUUAAACAAGAUUUUUUUGUUUUUUUUUUUUUUGCUGUCAGCAGUUCUGUAUAACACAAGGAAUAACUGCAGGAAGGAAAAGUCUCAGAAUCCCAGAAUGGGGAAGGCUGGAAGCGACCAUGGGGGCUCAUCUGCUCCCACCUCCCUGCUCAAGAGGGGCCAUGGUGGAGCACAGGGCACAGGAUUGUGUCCAGACAGCUCUGGGAUAUCCUCAGUGAGGGACACUCCACACCCCCUCUGGUCUCUGUUCAGGGAAGUUCUUCCUCAUGUUCAGGUGGAACUUGUGGGCAUCAGUUCCUGCUCGUUCCUCCUGUCACACAGAGCAGAGCCUGCUCCAUCCUCCUGGCACCCCUUUUAGAUAUUUAUACACAUUAAUGAGGUUCCCUCUAUCGUCUCUUCUCGGGGCUGAACAUGCCCAGCUCCUUCAGCCUUUCCUCCUGAGACAGAGACUCCUCUCCCUUCAUCCUUCAUCCUUCAUCCUCCUGGGAGGAUUUGCCCUGUGCUGUUGCUGCUCCAGCAUCUCCGUGUCCCUCCUGUCCUGAGGAGCCCAGAGCUGGGCACACAACUCUGCCUGGGGCUGAGCAGAGGGGCGGGAUUCUUUGGGGAGCAAUUCUCCAAGGUUUGAGUGGAAUUCAGGGACUUUGCUGUUCAAAUCCACGGUCAUUCCUGCAGAGGUGGAUGUGCUGGGGAGGCAGAAGUUUGUAAGAUGAUUUUCCUCAAACCCUGCUCUGGUGAAAUGAUGGAGCAUUCAGCUCUUAGGCCUCGCCUUCCCUUGGCUCCAUAAACACCUCCUCUGCUCUGGUACCUCGAUGAGAAAAAGGAGUUGGUGGAUAAAUAAAACUGGAGUCAGUAAACUUGAGAACCACCCUCAAAUUUAUUCAUUAUUUCAGUGUUACGCUGUUCCUUGCAUCCCAUUUCCAAUGCUGGCAAUGAAUUCCGUAAGGAUUUUUUUAUCACCUGUUACUGUUGAUUCUAUUUGAAUGCCUCAAAAGCAGCUUUGACUGCAUAACUUAGAACUAAAAGUAUUUUUCUAGGUUUUUUUUUUUUUUUAAAGAUUAUAUCUGUCAUAUCCAUGCACACUGGAGCUGGAACACUUCCCUUUUUCCUGGCAGCUUUUUGGGAGAGCACUGAAGUCUAAAUAAAAUGAGUGUUGAAUGCUGUUCUUACUGGGAAUUGUCCAGUUGUACAGGAGAAUUCACACAAAACUGUGUUUUGCUCAUUAAUUAUUUUCAAAUGUGGUCAUUUUGUGCAUCAAGGUACAGUCAUAGUACUGUACAGGCCGAGUAAUUAAAGAAGAAUCAUUUUUUUUCCAUUGUGAGUGUGGGAAUGGGGAUCAGAAGAGAUGAAAGCUGUGGUUGAGCUGGUUGCAGUAGGGACAGAUCCACCUUGAAGCAAAGGCGUGCCCAGGAGCUGCUUGGAAAUGUGGCUGGAGCUGUUGCUGCUUUCUGACCUCAUCCAUGCUCUGCAAAGGAUUCUCCUCAGUUUGUUGGGAAGUUCUGGGCUGCCCUGGAAAGCCUGUGACCUUCCCAGUGAGACAUUCCUUGGUGUUUUAAUGGCACUUCUGGAAUUUGGAAGGUUUGGCCUCAGAGCCUGAGCGAGGAGCCAGAGGUGCUGAGUGUGUCAUAGUGAGAAAAUUCAAUGAACUGUGAACAGGACUUUAAUUACAUUUUAGUGCUCACACCACUCAAAGGCAAUCUGGUUUGGCUGUGGUCACUCUCCCUUUAGUACUCUUGCAGUAACUGGUGACUUCUUCACCAUAUUUUCAUUUUUCUGGAAGUGGAAGGAAACUUCUCCAAGACCAUGGUGUUUCUGUUCCUCCAUCCCACAGUCUUGACACUUUCCUGGGGUUGGAGAGCCACUGGCUGUGGUGAGGACUGGCAAGCAUUUAAAUCCAUUUUUAUCCUGGUAGGAAAACUCUCCUGCCUCUUCCUCCUCAUUUCCUCCAUUUUUCACCCUCCUGUGAGUCCUUGGCUCCUCAUUUUCUAUUUAGCCAUGCAGUUGCAGGUACACAAAUAAAUAUAUCUUGGAAGGAAAACAAGGAAAACACAACCUGGGGUUGCAGUGUCUUUUGACAGAUUUUUCUCAUGAUUCUGGGUUUUCUAAGCACUCAUCACAAGUCUGCACACUCGGUGUUGUGAGUAAAAGGACAAAUGUAGAAGGUAAGGCUGGUUUUGGGGGGUGGAGAGGGGUUUCUAGGAUGGAGUGACAGUGGCUCUGCAAACUGUGUCCCACUGAGUGCAGUGGACAUUGGGUCUUGGAAGAGCAGUGGAAUGACCCUGGACAGGCAGUAAAGACAGAGAUUUACUGUCUGUGCUGCUCAGUUUUCAUUUAUUGGCAGCAGAACAAAAAAUACCCAAAAAUAAUGGGAAUUCAGUUGUUGGACACCCAAACACCAGAAAAAAACCCCAAUGUCUGUCCAGAUUUCUCUCACUGGGGGCAAAUUCACACUUUCCUGGUGGACAAGGCAGUCUCCAAGUCACCUGAAGUCCCUUGUGCUGGUGUCCUGGGGCUGAGGGACGGGAGUGGCUCUGCCCUUGGGUUAGAUCACGAUGGAGAGCCCUUGGAAAAGCCUCUCCCACAGCGAUGGAGCUGUGUGAUGGAGGGGUGAUGUUUACCUUAAAACAGAGUGAGCAGCUGUUCAACUUCUGGGUAUAUUUGUAAAAUUGGUCUUUUUAUAUGCCGUGUGAAAUGGACUGGAAUAAUUUCUUUUGCUGUUGUACCUGUGGAAGUACAAGCCAUUUUACAGGAAAAAAAAUAUAAAAUUAAAAUAUUAUCUCAGUAUUGU
Parus major (Great Tit) is the source of this 7141-nucleotide messenger RNA. It is a transcript of the gene PELI2, whose product is annotated as pellino E3 ubiquitin protein ligase family member 2. The record is from RefSeq and is a predicted model, not a curated record. Lineage: Eukaryota; Metazoa; Chordata; Aves; Passeriformes; Paridae. The coding region runs from base 171 to 1490 and encodes 439 amino acids. Gene Ontology annotation, biological process: regulation of Toll signaling pathway; protein polyubiquitination. The transcript has 6 exons. Gene Ontology annotation, molecular function: ubiquitin protein ligase activity; protein binding.